Neospora caninum is the source of this 1113-nucleotide messenger RNA. RefSeq lists its product as hypothetical. The record is from RefSeq and is a predicted model, not a curated record. The transcript has 3 exons. Gene Ontology annotation, molecular function: protein serine/threonine phosphatase activity. Bases 1 to 1113 code for a protein of 370 amino acids. NCBI's taxonomy places the organism in Eukaryota, Apicomplexa, Conoidasida, Eucoccidiorida, Sarcocystidae. Gene Ontology annotation, biological process: protein dephosphorylation.
AUGCCGUCGAACGCUUUUAGGAACAAGAAUAAGCAUGGAGCGCUGCCUGGUGCAUCCCAUGCCCUGAUACAGACGAACAGUGGACUGCAACAACCUGGGACCACUCAGAAGCUCGGCAGACAGCAGCGGCUGACAGUUGGCGGCCCGGUGCCGUCGAACGAUGCACUUGAAUGGGGCAUUGGACGACCGACUCAGAACAAGUUCGUAGAUAGGGAAGGAAGUGUGGUAACAGUGUACGCAGCGAAGUCAAAAGCGGGGUGUUCUGCCCCUGACGUGGAGAAGAUCAACCAGGAUGCGUUUUGCCUGAUCGAAAGAUAUGGGGACUUGCCCAAUCUCUUCUGGUUUUCAGUCAUGGACGGUCACGGGAUGAAUGGUCAUCUGGUCUCAGAUGUCGUUCGUCAGAUCCUGUACAAAAACGUCCAGGAAUGCCCAGCGUUCAACAGGGAUCUAAAGCAAGCUCUUCAGAAAGGGUUUUUCAGGACCAAUUGUGAGCUCUUCCAACCGGGAAUCGACAUCACAAUGAGCGGAACCACCUGUGUUGCGUGUGUGCUUCACGGGACGACAUUGUACUCUGCUAACGUGGGAGACAGCCGGGCGAUCAUGGGCCGGUCCAAUGGCAAAGGCGGUUGGACGUCACUCUCUCUCUCUCACGACCACAAACCAGACAGACCUGACGAGGAGAAACGCAUUCUCGCUGCAGAAGGCCGUGUGGCUGCACUGAAAGGACCAAACGGAGAACCUCUCGGACCAGCCAGAGUUUGGAGGAAGGACUGCGAUGCCCCAGGGCUCGCCAUGUCCCGGUCCCUAGGCGAUUCCUUGGCAGCCUCCGUCGGAGUCAUAGGCGAACCAGAAAUUUUAGUCGCCUCUCUCACGCCUCAAGACGAUUUCAUCGUAAUUGCCUCCGACGGGUUGUGGGAGUUCAUGACGAACGAAGAAGUGGCUCAGAUUGUCUCCCGAUUCCUCGAAUCCAAAGAUCCGAUGGGUGCUUGCGACGCCCUCAUCGAAGAAUCCAACCGGAGAUGGAGACUUGAGGACGACGUCAUUGAUGACACGACCGUCGUUGUCAUCUUCCUUGAUGUUGGCAGAAAGGACGCGGGUGAAAAGCGAAGGUGA